AUGUCAACAAGCAACACAAAUUCUAACAGUGAAUAUUUCAUAAAACAAAGAGAUUUGCUACUACAAGAAGUCUCAAACAAUUUGAAUGAGGUAUAUAAUAACAUAGAGAAUUUAAAUAGAUCAUUAAAUGAAUCAAUACAAAUUGGAAAAGAAUUUGAUGAUGUUGGUAGAUUAUGGAGUAGCUUUUAUGAUGGAAUUAACGAAUUAAAAGAAAGAAGUAAUGGAUUUGAAUCCAGGAGGCAGGAGCAACAGCAAGAGCUGAAAGAAGAAAAUAUAAAUAGUGAAGACUGA
Messenger RNA from Lodderomyces pseudojiufengensis, 291 nucleotides. RefSeq names its product Dad1p (gene DAD1). The transcript has a single exon. Bases 1 to 291 code for a protein of 96 amino acids. Lineage: Eukaryota; Fungi; Ascomycota; Pichiomycetes; Serinales; Debaryomycetaceae. Gene Ontology annotation, cellular component: mitotic spindle pole body; DASH complex; spindle microtubule. The record is from RefSeq and is a predicted model, not a curated record.